This is a messenger RNA of Eruca vesicaria subsp. sativa (arugula), 1050 nucleotides long. Lineage: Eukaryota; Viridiplantae; Streptophyta; Magnoliopsida; Brassicales; Brassicaceae. The record is from the annotation of a GenBank genome assembly.
AUGUUGAUGAUGAAGAAUGUGUUCUGCCGAAUUGAUCUUUCGAGUUUCAUUACAGGUACAACAGAACAUACGUGGCAACCCACAACGUCUGCAGAGACGAACUUACCAAGUUACUGGCUUAACUGGAGAUUCUUUGUCUGCGCAAUCUUCAUCGUAACGUCUUUGUUUCUAUCUUCUUUCUUGGUUUGGAGAUACGAAGGGCUUAUAAAACGCAAGGCUGGUGAUCAAAGAGAACCGAUAGGAGUUGUAUACGAUGAUGAAACUUGGAAUACUUGUGUGGCAAGGAUUCAUCCCAAUUGGCUUUUAGGUUUUCGAGUUUUUGGUUUUGUUGUUCUUCUUGGACUCAUCUCUGGUAAUGCAAUGGCUGAUGGAGCCAGUAUUUUCAUAUUUUACACACAAUGGACUUUCAUAUUGGUCACAAUCUACUUCGGGCUUGGAGCCUUGGUGUCUAUACACAGAUUUAAAUCUGGUGAGAACUGUCUGAACGGAAUCAGUACAGAUGAUGAAGAGCUAGGGUCGUAUGGACCUCCCCUGAAUGGUAAUGUGUUUAAAUCUUCUAACGGACAAGGGAGACACGUUAGGUCUACACGUGAAGUUGCAUCUACAUUGGGUUACAUCCAUCAGAUUCUUUUCCAAACUUGUGCAGGAGCUGUAUUGCUUACAGAUGGUGUGUUUUGGUUCAUUAUCUACCCUUUUCUCACAUCCAAAGAUUUCAGUCUCGAUUUUUUCAUUGUGGUUAUGCACUCGGUCAACGCUGUUUUCCUCCUCGGCGAAACUUUCUUGAACUCUCAGAGAUUCCCAUUGUUUAGGAUUUCAUACUUUGUGGAAUGGACCGGCGUAUUCGUGCUAUUUCAAUGGAUUGUUCAUGCUUGUGUCUCCUUCUGGUGGCCAUACCCAUUCUUGGAUUUAUCAUCACCCUAUGCCCCUUUAUUGUAUGCUGCUGUUGGGUUGAUGCACUUACCAUGCUUUGGAAUCUUUGUGUUGAUCGUGAAGUUGAAGUACAUAUGUCUCUCAAAAUGUUUCUCAGAAGAACCUUAUAGUAAUAGCUAG